UCUCAUUUCAUUAUUGAUUCUGAACUAUUUUGAAAAGGUAUAUCUUAUUCAAUAUGCGUUUUGUGACGGAUAUGAAUUAAUCUUAAAACGAUUUCAGUACUCGUCACAAUAACAGACAUAUGCUGCGGUCGUUACGAUAGCACAAUGAAACGUUUCGUUUUCAUCGAUCGUUAUCCUUUUGAUUAUGAGACUAGCAACAGUUGUUACGUAGAUAACCAAACACUACCAAUGUAUUUUGGGAAAAUUUGAAUAGCUGAAUUGAAUGUAUAAUUGAGCAUGUAAAUGCAUUAUUAGAAAACGAUAUCAAACUACAAAUACAAGGGGAAAAAAACACUUUUAAACCUGUUCACUUGUCAAAAUAAUAUGCUGGGUACAGUUACCUACGUUUUUGCUAAUUGUGAUCAGAACAAUGAGACUUCAAAUAUCGUUAAUUGUGCGACGUUUUAUGAAAGGUUGAUUUCAUAAAGUUCUAUAUAUUUAUAAUGAUUAACAUUUCGAAAGUAUUUGAAAUAUUGGUAUUUUGGGACUCUUUUUAAUGUUGGUUGAGAAAUUAUUUGGACAUAGAAUUAGAUAAAGACUACAGUGUCCUUUGUGAUCUUCAGACGGAACUGGUUACACACAAUGACAGUUUAUGCUGUUUAUCUUAUUGCAAAUAAUCAUCAAGGUCAUAGCAAAAUGACAAAAGGAAAAGGAUAGCUAUUCGUAAAAAAAGUGGCUCGAGUUCCUAGCGACAAUGGCAGAAUCAACAACAGUUUGCGAAACAGAAAGCAAGGGCUCUGAAGACGUUUUCGAAAUGUACUGCGAAGCUUGUCACAGAGAAGGACAGCAUGAAAUAGCCUGUGCAUUCUGUUCUGCAUGUGUGACCUACUUUUGCACAACUUGUUUGAAAUAUCACGGGAAGUUUUAUCCAGUUCACAAACCCUUGGAAGGAGAAAACAUGCCACAAGAUAUAUGUAUGGAAACAUGUAAGACACACACCAAAGAGAUUUUGAAAUAUUUUUGUACAACUUGCAAUAAAUUUGUUUGUUGUAUUUGUAAACCUGAGCUACACAAAGAGACUUGUAACAUGAAAUAUUUACCCGAUUAUGUUACGAACACUAAAGUUGCAGAGGAACUUAAAGGUUGUAAGACAUUCAAUGAUGAUAUUGCCAAACGUUUCUCAGAUUUCAAAAGAAAAAAAGAUAUUAAAUAUGAGAGUUUAUCUGCUUUUGCAACAGAAGCUAAAUCUUCGAUACAAAGUGCAAAUGAGUUAACAUUUGCACAAUUCAACGAGGAAAUUACAAAAGUAGACGACAAAAUACUUUCAGCAAAGACAAAAGAUAUGUUGAGCUUAGAUAAAGCGAAAGAAAAAAUUCAAUUGCUGCAAAGAGAAACCGACAGACUAUCGGAGAAAAUCGAAGCAAUAAAACAAUUACCAAAAGGUUGCAGGUACACGAUUUUUCUGGAAAUGAAACGGCUGGGCGAAGAUUUAACUAAAAUGAAUGAAAUCUUAAGAGAUUUAACAAAAGAAUUAUCAAAGUUAGACAAUGAUUUUGAAUGUGAAGUGAAAAAGAAAUCAAAUGAUUUGAGCAAAAGAGUUAAAGAGUUUGGACGAUGCAUCGCUACAGCUAAAAAACAUUUUGGCAAAGAGAGGGAAAAGACAGCGUGCUUUAUUGAGGAUAUAAAUGUCAAGGACAGUUUUGAUCAGAGAGACUAUUUUAUAUCCCAUUUAUGUGUACUGUCCGAACAAUAUCUUGUUAUGUCUGAUCAUAACAAUUGUUGUUUGAAAUUAGUCAAUUUAAAAAGCAAAAUGUUAUUUGAUCGCCUGUCUUUGAAAAGCAGCCCUGACGCUGUUACUAAGAUUUUAGACUCGGAGAUUGCCAUUGUGCGAUCAUAUGAAAAUGAUGAGAAUCGCAGUAUAAUUCAGUUUUUGAAACUGACAAAUGCUAAACAGCUCGUUUUCAAGAAACGUUAUAUACUGACAGGUAUGCGUUGCUCUGAUAUUGCGUGCAUUGGUGAGGAAAAGUUGUUAAUUGCCAUGACGGCUAAUUAUCAUGGCAAACUUCAGAUAAGGAACUUGACUGAACAAGGUAUUCAAACAAUUGAUAAGGAUGAUAAUGGAAAGUAUCUUUGUAACUGUCCCUGCCAUUUACAUGUUGAUAAAACAGAAAAGUCUUUUUACGUCACAGAUUGGUUACGGGACAAAUUUUACAAAGUGGACAUUGACACUUUAGAUAUAUAGCAGUAUUCGCCUCGCAUCUGGCAUCCUUUAGGAAUAACAACUGAUGAGGACGGCUUCAUUUAUGUCUGUGAAUCUGGAACUGGUAGUAUACAUGUUUAUCAUACCGAUGACACUAAAAAUACGGACAAAAAGGUUUUGUUGGAAUACAACGAGUAUGAACCACGCAAUGUACAUUUUUCCGUUUCGAUGUCCAAAUUGUACGUUAGUUUUAACGGUGCGAAUUGUAUAAAAGUAUACAAUGUAAUUAACUCCUAAAAGUAACAGUACGGACCCAAGAAUGGUUAACUAAUAAAGAAUGUUACAGUUAUCCGCUAAAGUAAAGUCUUUUUUUUCAGGAGCUCCAUUUAGUGCAAGAUUUACUGCCGUCAAUAAAAAACAAACAUAGAUUUCUUAAACAAUUUGUCGAUAUAAAACGUGAACGAAUGAAGUACAUUGGGAAUCAAUCGCAAGAGAUUUUCGCAGUUAAAACAUAAAGAAAAAGACAUAUUUAAGUGACUUCAUUGCUUUUUUAUCAAAAUAUGAGGCGGACAUUAUUGUGAAGAAAAGUGAAAAGGUAAUUAUUUGUGUUGGUGAUCGGUCUAGAGUUUUCACAAUAAAAGGGAGAUAAACGUUAUAUGAAACAUAAGAUUCAGUGCAGUGAGUAAUUUUCCUUGACAUUGUUAAUGGCUAAAUGUUGAUGACAGAAAUGAUGAUUUACUUCAAAUACAAUUUAAUAUUUUAAGUAGAUAUAAACUCACUUAAAAUAACCCCUUUUUGAUAGACAUACAUGUUGUAAAUAUUCGUGAUGAAAUGUUGUAUGUAUUCCUCCUCAUUUAUUUGUUUUGAUGUUUCUGAACCACAGCAGAAUCGGAAUGCCUUUAUGAUCAUAUCUCUUUUGCAUACUCCUUAAUAAUAACGCUUCUUCUGAUAAUAAAAAGAGGGGUAAUUGCACCUUGUUCUCCGUUAAUCUUUACCUGCGUGCGAAUAAUCAAUCAUUAACAAAGUGCAUACAUUCUUACAAAUAUAUUUUAAGCCAGUUAGCUCAUAAAGUGGUGUGUGUUUUUAUUCAGUUGUUAGCUUGUACUUACAAUAUUUUAUUCAAAAUCUCUAUAUAUAAAGAAUUACAUUCUAUUGAUGUUUUGAUCAAACACUUUCGAUUUUGAUUUGACCACUUUUGGUCGCGACCACGUUGUGAUUCGAUUUUCUAUUGUUCCAAUUGAAGGGAAAACCUAAAAUACGUGAAAUAUUCAACCUUCUCUAUGCAAAGUUCAUCUUAGUUGUUAUUUCAACUAUACAGGGAAUUAAAUGUAUUUCAUAAAAUAUUUCUCGCUUAAUAAUUUUUAUUAUGGUGUUUUUAUUCUUGAACGUAACAAUGCAGGGUUUCUCGUGAUUUUGAUUCCAGAACAGUGAAUCAUUUUAAACAUGAAAACCAAUUCAUUACAGCUUAAUUCUCAAAGAGAGACAAUCAAAUGAACGGAAUCAUAUUUUCUCUUUAAAGGGUUUUCUGAAGUAAAGGAAUGAAGCACUGUACAAAGUAAUGAAAGCAAUUCCGUCCUAAAAAAUUAAUGUAAAGAUGAAGGACUUCUUACAUGUAUUCGAUAAAACACAAAAAGGCGGGUUGCAGUUUUUCAUAUAAGUAUAGUACAUUAACUCAGCAAUUCGUUUCUUAUCUCUUUUUCUUCAUAAAUUUGUCAACUAAUCUACCUUUUUUGCCUCUUUUAUUUGUGUUAGCUAUAAUAAAUACAGCUUCAUGCUUUAUAAGUACUUUUGUACAGUUUGUUCUUUUUUACCCGUGUUUGUGUAGAAGGUCACUUGAUUUUAAAAACUUUAAUGAAAAGCAUUUUAUGAAGAGUACGUGCAACGUGAAUUUAAUGCUAGAAUUGAGUUUAAUGCAUCACAAUGUUAAUGCUUAUCCCGGAAAAAUAAA
This is a messenger RNA of Ruditapes philippinarum (Manila clam), 4127 nucleotides long. RefSeq lists its product as uncharacterized. The coding region runs from base 734 to 2221 and encodes 495 amino acids. NCBI's taxonomy places the organism in Eukaryota, Metazoa, Mollusca, Bivalvia, Venerida, Veneridae. The record is from RefSeq and is a predicted model, not a curated record. Gene Ontology annotation, molecular function: zinc ion binding. The transcript has 2 exons.